Molecule: messenger RNA, 1900 nt
Organism: Triticum urartu
Lineage: Eukaryota; Viridiplantae; Streptophyta; Magnoliopsida; Poales; Poaceae
Gene: SIC
Product: hydroxyproline-rich glycoprotein family protein
Biological process (GO): miRNA processing; mRNA splicing, via spliceosome
Source: RefSeq, a predicted model, not a curated record
GCUACAUGUUUUCCUGCUCCUGCGUAUUGUGCGAUGACAAAUAGUACAAACGCAAGGGUUACUCUUCUCUGAACCCAAGCGGCCGAGGCCCCGUCGCAGGCAAGCAGCAAUCCCAGAUGGACACCGGCGAGCAAGCCGGGGAGGAGUCGUCGGCGAACCGCCGGGAGCGCCUCCUCGCGCUCCGCUCCUCCGCCGCCGCCGCCGCUUCCUCCACCUCCUCCUCCUCCUCGCCAUCUGCCGCGCCGCCGCCGCCCGCGUGGGAUCUCCCGGAGCCCGACCUGGCGCCCACCUCCUCCGCCCCGCGUCCGCGCUCGCGGUUCGACUUCUACACCAACCCCGGCGCCGCCUUCUCCUCCUCCGCCGCCGCCGUCCCGCAGAAGCGCAAGAUCGCCGACCCCCCGGGCCCCAAUCCCGCCCCGGCCCCGCCUCACGGGAACUCUGGCAACAAUUAUCCUCCUCCACACCAGCACCAUAUGGCCCAAUCUCCGAUGGAAGGUGCACCAGGGAAUAGUCCAUGGAGAGGUCCUAUGCAGUUCCAGACUCCUAUGUCUGGAUACCGAGGAACACCUCCUGGACCUCCACCUCACUGGAACCCACAUUCUGCUUCUCCAGCUCAAGAUCCGUAUCCACAUCCACCCAACUUUGGGUUCAGAGGCCCUAAUGUUGGCCGAGGGAGCAGCCCGAUGAAUUAUGGACCAGGAGGUAGCCCAAUGAAUUACGGACCAAGAGGUAACCCGAUGAAUUACGGACCAGGAGGUAGCCCAAUGAGUUACGAACCAAGAGGAAGCCCGAGGAGUUAUGUACCAAGAGGUAGCCCGCACUCGUCUUCCGGACGUGGCAGGGGUGAGAACUACUACCAGAGCCCAGGUUCGAGAGGAAGAGGGGGAAGGGGUGGCUUCCAGAACCAUUCUGGAUCGCAAGAUCAGAGGAACUUCUACAGGAAGUCCAUGGUUGAUGAUCCUUGGCAGGGCUUGCAACCUAUCGUUGGCAGCAUACUACCCAUCGAUGGUGCCAAGUCCUGGCUUCCAGAGUCAUUGCGCAAAAAGGAGACACCUAAUCAAGGCAGGGGUGGGAAUUUCUACCACAGCCCAGGUUCGAGAGGAAGAGGGGGAAGGGGUGGCUUCCAGAACCAUUCUGGAUCGCAAGAUCAGAGGAACUUCUACAGGAAGUCCAUGGUUGAUGAUCCUUGGCAGGGCUUGCAACCUAUCGUUGGCAGCAUACUACCCAUCGAUGGUGCCAAGUCCUGGCUUCCAGAGUCAUUGCGCAAAAAGGAGACACCUAAUCAAGGCAGGGGUGGGAAUUUCUACCACAGCCCAGGUUCGAGAGGAAGAGGGGGAAGGGGUGGCUUCCAGAACCAUUCUGGAUCGCAAGAUCAGAGGAACUUCUACAGGAAGUCCAUGGUUGAUGAUCCUUGGCAGGGCUUGCAGCCUAUCGUUGGCAACAUACUGAAACCCAUCGAUGGCGCGAAGUCCUGGCUUCCAGAGUCAUUGCGCAAAAAGGAGACACCUAAUCAAGGCCGAACAAUAUCAAAUCCAACAUCAGGAUUGAGUCUGGCAGAAUACCUUGCCUCGUCUUUCAACGAGGCUUCUAACGAGUCUAAUGAGACGUGACGUGAGCUCUUUUGUCAGUGCCUCCUUUCAGCAUAAACUUUUGUACCAUUAGGAUUGCUGGUGUUCCUCAGUAUACAUAUAUUUAUCACCUUUUAAUUUAUUUCUCCUGCAUCUAAGACUGCUUCUUUUGGGCUAGAUAUAAACAUUUUGAUCUGCGAUAUCUGUGGUACUGUUUAUGCACAUUGUGGCCAUCUUGUACCUUGGUCUAGGGUGAUGUAUGACAUACCCUUUGAGCUUGUAUUGUCUAUCAUUCGCGAUAUAUUUUCAUGAGCUAAACCUAAAUUUUGAGA